Molecule: messenger RNA, 1592 nt
Organism: Episyrphus balteatus (marmalade hoverfly)
Lineage: Eukaryota; Metazoa; Arthropoda; Insecta; Diptera; Syrphidae
Product: serine/arginine repetitive matrix protein 1
Exons: 1
Coding region: 162-1448 (428 amino acids)
Source: RefSeq, a predicted model, not a curated record
CUCGCACCGCCACCUUCAAUUUAGUCAACGCGAAAAUCUCAAAACGAACGGUUCACUUUUAUAAAACAACUUCCUCGUCGUCGUACAUCGUCGUUGUACUAUUCUCUAUAAAAAAAAAAGAAGGAAAAAUUAAAUUUCCAACAAGACUAAGAGUGAGAGUCAUGAUAAAUGGGAAAUUCUUUACUGGCCUACCGGCCAAUAUGGUCGACAAGAGGCAUCAAACCCUUAAUCGUCAAGAAACACAUUUCUUUUGGCCCGAUGACACGCAAAAUGUGUCCUCGGUGGAUUCAAGGACUAAGCGAAGGACGACAACAAACAAUGACCAAGUUGACAAUCGAAAUGGUUACCCGCCUCGAGGGGAUCAAUCAAAUUCCGAUGCCGAAAAUAAGGAACGUUUUAAGAAAGAGUUCACGAGGUCAAGUAUUCAAUUUUAUGAUAAUGUCGAAGACUCACCAGUGCGCAGGAAUCGUAAGAAAUUGACAGUUCCACCAAAUAAACUUCAAAAUGUUGAACCUCCAGCGAAUUUGCAGGCUAAAAGGAAGGAAAACCUUACGUCAAAGAUUCAGUUUGGUGAUUAUUCUGAGGAUUUGAAUAAUGCUCCGAAACCAGCUGAUAAAAAUAAUAAAGCAGAACUUGAGAGGAAUAAUAAAAACAGUCCGAAACUUCUCAAUAAAAACCUUUCCCUUGAUCCACCUGAUGAAGGCCUAAAUUUCAUUGAAAACGAUGUGAGAGAUAUGAGGUUAUCAGCGCCACCUAGGCGUCGAAAUACUUCACGAGACUCUCGUCCCAGAUAUGGUCCACCUCCCUUACAUCUUCCAGUUGAGGAUCCAUUCUAUUCGGACAUUCACGAUGACUAUAAUCCUCCUCCAAGAAGUCGUCCCCAUCUUCCUCCACCAUCAAUCCGAAGUAGAUACUCCGAGUCGGAUCCAGAUUACGAUGAAUACAUUCCAAGACGCUCGCAACCACCCAGAUCCAAUUAUUUCGCCCGUGAUUCUUUGGAUUACAUUGACGGCCAUCCAUCUGCUCGGAAUAACUAUUACGAUGGUGCAGUUCCAUCUAGGAAACUAGGACGGCAGCAGGUGCAAUCCACGUACUCCUCCGCCAAUGAGUACACCAGUAAUUAUGGAGACUCUCCACCACCUCCACCACGGCUAUCAGCCCAACAGAGGAUGCCAAGAAAAGGUACGAACAUCUUGAAGGUAGACAAUGACAUCAGGAACAAUGAACAAAGACAGAUGAUGAUACCGCCGCAACCGCAAGCAGCGACAUCGCCACCAUCACCCUCUCACCAGCAUUUGCGGAGCAACAUAUGUUUCAGUGACACUGAAUCAGCAGCCUCUGGCCGCCCACCACCACCUCCACCCCCCUCUUCUACAUCAUCAGUAUCAAGCAAGAAGAACAUCCGUAGCAGUGCGGUGAAUAGAGUGAGCGUGGGCUUACCAGAUUAACUAUAAAAUGCUCCAGCGGAACCAUUAGAACACCAUCAAUGGGUGUAUAAUUUAUGGAAGCACUUUUCCUUGUCGCGUACUGAGAGAAAGAGAGAAGAAUGGCCAUACAAAAAAAAUGUAAAAAAAAAACAACAACAACAAAAA